ACAUACAAAAACAAAAUUUCUCCAACGAAGAUAACGACAAUAAUUUUUAAAAAUAAUUCAAUUAAAACGUCUUGAAUCAUCAUGUCGAAUACUGAUUAUUGUGGAUAUAAAUCUCCUUUAUCAACACGAUACGCUUCGAAAGAAAUGCAAUUCUUGUUUUCCGAUCAAUUCAAGUUUUCAACAUGGAGAAAAUUGUGGGCGAUGUUAGCAAAGGCCGAAAAGGAACUCGGUUUGAACAUCACUAAUGAGCAAAUUGCAGAAUUAGAAGCUAAUGUUGAAAACAUUGAUUUUAAAGCUGCUGCUGAUGAGGAAAAACUUACUCGACAUGAUGUUAUGGCUCAUGUUCAUGUUUUUGCCAAACAAUGUCCAAAAGCAGCAGCAAUCAUUCAUCUUGGAGCAACAUCAUGUUUUGUCGGUGAUAACACUGAUUUGAUUAUUUUACGUGAUGCAGUGGAUUUGUUAUUGCCGCGAAUUGUGAGUGUUAUCAACGCCUUAUCAGACUUUGCUUUGACCCAUCGCGAUCUUCCAACUCUUGGCUUUACGCAUAUGCAACCAGCGCAAUUAACGACUGUCGGUAAACGUUGCACUUUAUGGGUAUCUGAUUUACUGUAUGUUGAAAAGAAACUCAGUGAUUUUCGAAGAGAUUUAAAGUUUCGUGGAGUGAAAGGAACAACUGGAACUCAAGCAUCUUUCAGAGAACUUUUUGAAGGUGAUAGAAAUAAAGUAAAAGCUCUCGAUUGUCGAGUUGCUGAACUUGCAGGAUUCAAAAAUGUUUAUGCAGUCACUGGACAAACUUAUUCAAGAAUUGUCGACUCUGAUGCCGUCUCAAUUCUUUCACUUCUUGGAUCGUCUGUUCAUAAAAUGUGUACUGACCUUCGUUUAUUGGCAUCAUUGAAAGAGAUGGAAGAGCCAUUUGAAUCAACUCAAAUUGGAUCGUCAGCAAUGGCUUAUAAAAGGAAUCCAAUGAGAUCAGAACGUUGUUGUGCCUUAUCACGUCAUUUAAUGACAUUGAAUGCAAAUGCUGCCAACACUCAUGCAGUUCAAUGGAUGGAACGAACACUUGAUGAUUCCGCGAAUCGUCGUUUGACACUUUCUGAAAGUUUUCUAUCAGCUGAUGCUUGUUUGCUGACUUUAUUAAAUAUUUCCCAAGGAAUUGUUGUUUAUCCAAAGGUCAUUGAACGUCACAUUGCACAAGAACUUCCAUUUAUGGCGACUGAAAAUGUUAUCAUGGCAAUGGUGAAAGCUGGUGCGGAUCGACAAAUUUGUCACGAGAAAAUAAGAGUUUUAUCUCACGAAGCAGGAGCACAAGUCAAACAACAUGGAAAGGAUAAUGACCUUGUUGAAAGAAUCAAAACCGAUCCUUAUUUUGCUCCAAUUAUCAGUCAAUUGGAUCAUAUCCUUGACGCUAGCACCUUCACGGGAUUUGCUUCGUUACAAGUUGAAGAAUUUUAUAAAGAACAAGUUCAGCCAGUCUUACAAAAGUACGGAAAUAGAAUUCAAACAUCUCAAGUUCAAUUAUCAAUUUAACAAUUCAUUAUAGAAGUAGACAGAAGGAAAUUUGUAAAAGUCUUCAUUUAAUUGCAAGGAGAGAUAUUGUGAAUCUUACUUAAAAAGUCAUAAUUAUGGUUUUCCAACAAUAAAUAAAUAAAUUUUUACACAAAUUGAAUGCAAAUUUAAUUAAAAUAUUUAUACGAAUUACAGUCACUUAUAUCAGUUGAGUAAAUUAUAAUUAAUUAGAAGCGAGAAGUCACCGAGUGGCGUCGUUUCGUUACUGAGAGUGUCAAAUUAUACCAAAAUUAAUUUAAAUUUUAAUCAGAAUGUAAUAAUCAAAUUAUGAAGAAUUAUUUCUUCUUCUUCCUUGCUUCAUUUGAAGUUUCAAACAAUUUCACAAGGAGAUAAAAAAAGCGAAGAAAAAAGUUUGAAACACAUCAAAAGAGUCAUUAAAAGA
Clunio marinus is the source of this 1948-nucleotide messenger RNA. The record is from the annotation of a GenBank genome assembly. NCBI's taxonomy places the organism in Eukaryota, Metazoa, Arthropoda, Insecta, Diptera, Chironomidae.